This is a messenger RNA of Lactuca sativa (garden lettuce), 588 nucleotides long. The record is from RefSeq and is a predicted model, not a curated record. Lineage: Eukaryota; Viridiplantae; Streptophyta; Magnoliopsida; Asterales; Asteraceae.
AUGACCACGUUUUUGAGGCUUCAGGUCCAACAAUCCUCAACCGAAAUCCUUAUUCACCAAGCAAAGUACGUGGAUGAUAUGUUGGAGAAGUUCGGGUUACGAGAUGCGAAAUAUGCACUUACACCCAUGGCGGAGAGACCUUUACUAGCUCCUGGUCUUGAAGGCAAAUCCGUAGAUCAGACGUACUAUCGAUCAAUGAUCAGAUCGCUCAUGUAUCUGACUGCUAGUCGCCCAGACGUAAUAUUUGCGGUCUGUCAAUGCGCUCGCUACCACGUUAAUCCUAAAUUUUCUCAUCUUAAUGUUGUUAAACGGAUUGUUCGGUAUCUCAAAGACAACAACUAUGGCGGGUGCGAGCUUGAUAGAAAAUCAACUUCAGGAGGAUGCCAAUUUCUGGGAGAUAGAUUGGUCUCAUGGCAGUGCAAGAAGCAGCAUACCGUCUCAACCUUAAUAGCAGAAGCAGAGUAUGUCGCUGUGUCUGCUUGUUAUUUUCUAGUUAUAUGGAUCCAACAUCAACUGUCGGACUACGGUUUGAACUCUCAAGAAACUCCUAUAUUUUGUGAUAAUGAGGCUGCUAUCCAAAUUGCUUAA